AGAAAAGUUGCUAGCUAUUAUUAUUUUGUCAUCAGUAUUCGCGAUAGUAAAAAAAAGUCAGGACUGCGAAAUAAAACACUAUUGACAUCUUGAGAGAAACCAUGGACUUUUUGGAAGUGACCUCCCGUAAAAGAAAAAGACGAAUAUCAGAUAACAGAACACAGUUGCCUAGCAACAUUCAGAAUUUUAUAAAGAGCCUCUUUGAAAAAAAGAUCAGUUAUGAGAAGAAGGAGGACUAUGAAUUAAGAGCUAGUUGUGACUGGAAGAUGCGUGAGGAAUGGAAGAUUGAAGAGUAUAUGUUGAUGAAAAAUGAAUUAAAUACGUUAAAAAAUGAACUCAAUGACAAGGAUAUGAUAACCUGGCAUGAGCAUACUCGACUUGUAAAUCUUGCAGGAAAUAUUGCCCCUGGAAUAAGGAACCAGCUACGGCCAGAGCUGUGUACACAAGCCUGGUGCAAGUUUUACGAGAUAGCUUCGACAUACGUGAACGUAGCCAACACAGAGUCGCUAGUUACUGUACAUCUCUGUGAAGCACCGGGUGCCUUUGUAACUAGCCUGAAUCACUUUCUGUUUACACAUGAAUAUGCUGGCGACUGGAUGUGGUUAGCAACGACUUUGAAUCCAUAUUACGAGGGCAACAAUAUAGGUCAGAUGAUUGACGAGGAUGUAUUCAUACGCAGUAGCUAUGGCAACUGGUAUUUUGGAGAGGAUAACACCGGAAAUUUGAUGUCUCCAGUAAAUCUUAAAGGGUUACAGGAAAAGCUUGCCAAUGUGAAAGUUGAUUUGGUAACAGCCGACGGCAGUAUAGAUUGUCAAGGUGAUCCAGCAGAACAAGAGAAUGUGGUAUCUCGUCUGCAGCAUUGUGAAGUCCUGACAGCUCUACAUAUUCUCUCACCAGGGGGCACUCUUGUUGUGAAAAUGUUCACCUUGUUUGAGUGCAAGGCCAUAAGCUUGAUGUACUUACUUAACUGUGUAUUUGAAAAGGUAGAAGUUUUUAAGCCUUGUACAAGUAAAGGAGGUAACUCUGAAGUAUAUGUGAUAGGUCAGGUGUUCAAAGGAAGGCAAUGCUGUGAAAGUUUCCUACAAAAUGUGACACCAGAAUACUUCGGUGAUAAUGAACCUGCGGGUUGUUUAUUUUCCCAAGAUGAAAUACCUUCGUCAUUUCUAGACCAACAUUCACACUGUGUACAGUUCUUCAAAGACUGUCAGAUGUCUACAAUACAACGUAACCUUGACCUUCUCAAUGUCAUGACAGAUGAUGAAAGGUCAAAGGUCGAGGAGCAGAAAGAUUUCUGUAUGGAAUGCUUUUUCAAUAAAUAUGAUAUAAAGCCAAUGCAGCAUGGUGCUAGGUUAAUGAAAUUACCACCUAAGAGAAGAAAGCAGGCUCCCAGCUGGACUACAGAAUUUUCAGCAAAAGUCAAAUUGGAGGGAAAGUUUACAGGUAGUUUUUGUGAGAGACAAGAAUUAUCUACAUUACCAUGGCAACAGAAGAUCUGUAAAAUAGAGACUUAUGAAGAUGAAGUUAACAGGCCAGAUAACUCACUGUGGAUUCAGUGUCAACAUAAUAUGAUGUCAGAGAAAGACUUGGAUACAUAUCAGAUAUUGAAGGGUAAACAUGUUGACAGUAUACAGAGUUCCAGAUUUUGUCAUGGAUUUUACCUACAUAGAACAGAUGAAAUUGUCAAAAAUUCAAAGUGGCUGGCAGAACAGACUGUAGCAGAUACAGACUUUUUGAUAAAAGUAGCAUCAAAGUUGAGAGAGAUAUUGUCAGACACUAUACAGUAUUACAAUGAUAAACCCCUACAACAGCUACAGUCUAAUCCUGAUGAUAUGGUUACAGUUAAACCAUCACAGCAUGGUUGUGAUAGUGGUAAUGAAGUAGCUGGUAAAUCUGUAAAUCGUUGUGACAGUGUAACUGAUACUGAUGGCAAAGCCGCAGCUACUGAUAAUGAAGUUUUAGGUACUAGUACUCCAGUUAUUGUUGAUGAUGAAGUUGGGGCUGGCGUUGAUACAGGACAGAUGGGUGAAGUUAAUGACGACAGUAAAGAGAAAAUAGUUUGUAAUGACUGUAUAAACAAUGAUGGUGAUAAAGUAGUUUCAAGUGCUCAAAAUCGGGUACAGAAAUGCUCAGCCAGUAACAAUACAGGGGAGAUUGGAGAGGUGGAAAAUGUACGAAGUGAAGAAAUGAAACUGGACACUUGUAGUAAUGGUUAUAAUGGCAUAAAUGAUGGGAGAACAAUUGAUUCCUCCAGUACAUGCGAUACAAACUCUGUGGAAACAAAAACGGACAAUGUUAUGUCGAUCGGAGGAGAUGCUCCAAGAUUUACAUGUACCUGUGUCAAAGGUGGUUCACCUGUAUUAGAAGAACUUUCCAAGCAGGGUUGCAGUAGUGGAAUAACUGUGAGACUGUAUGCACUUGGUUCUAGGAAGGUCUGUGACAGGUUUGAACUUGUAGAUGACAAAGAUUUAUUGGCUGUCGUACUUGAUAUAAUUAAGACAUGUAAUACCUCAGACUAUGUUAUAAUAGAGAUGGGAACGUGUUUGAGCAGGUUUACUGCCGGACUUGUCUAUAUUCUUUAUAGAACCUUCAGAGAGAUUGGGUUUGUACAUCACCAUGGAAACCUGUUGAAGCGCCACCUGUUGUGUAUCAAUUUUCAGCAUUGUCCAAUGAAAUUGUGUCAGUAUUUAGAAGAGGUGUGUCAUAUGAUAGAUUCUGACCAAUCAGAAUCAGUGUUAGAAAUAGUUCCUGUUCUCACAAUACUAGAAGAUGAUGACUUUACAUCGUUUCUACGAAUUUCCAACGUGAAUCUCCUGCAGUCUUUCAUAACAACUGUCGUCAAGGCAGAGAAAAAAGAACAUUCUCUAUAAAUGAACACUUGAUUUUUAACUAAAGUCUCAAAAAUACAGAUACACUUUUGGUUAAAGACCACAUGGAAAAAUGGCCAAGUGUAGAACAUUUCUUACUUCAGGUGUCAGUUUUACUUCCCAGCUAGCUUACGGAAAGAAGAUGGUUGCGGUUGCACUUAGCAACCCACAGAGGACUUAUUUUAAGCUUGGCUAUUUGAAGAAUAGAGAGAGCUAUUGUGCUAACCCAGGCAUCUGCAUCAUAUUUUGUUAAUUUUUGUGUGCAAGUUGGUAUUGCCAAAACAAUGGAAUUCUAUCGGUUGAAACUUUACAGAUUUAUUUGGGAGCAUGACUGGAGGUCUCUAUUGAAGACACAUAACUCUAACAUGGAUUUGACAGAAUCAUUGCCCUUUUUUAACAUAGAAAAUUUUAAGAAAGAGUAUAGUUUGGUGUGUUAAGGUACAUCAUAUUUUGUUGUUAAGUUACAUUGUGGCCUAUUUUUAGUAUGAUUUUUUUAACCUUCAAAAUUUUUAGAUUGCUAAUGUAAUUGUAUGAUAUUACAAAUUAAUUAGAUUUUUAGUUUGUUUUGUGUGUAUGAUAAUUUGCAUUAUUUUGAGUUCAAUGCUUUUUUAACUGUACAUGUAUUUUAAUCUGCACUGAGCCUCAAAUACAAAUUAAAAUCAUAAUUGUUCAAAACCACCAUAUGACAUAAAAUGUAUUUGUUUGAAGUGAAAUAGAUUUUAUGAACUGUUCUUUCUCCUUAUAAACCAUUUGAUUCAGAAAUAAGUGGACUAAUGGCAUAAGGAACAUAAUGCUGGUAAACAGCGAAUAUUGUUAACAUGUAAAACAACUAAUAAUGGGCAAAGUGUUUAGAAAAGUAUAAGAAUGUUGUUGUUCAAGUGUAAUUUGUUAAUAAUUAUUUUGUUGAGCCUGUUCACUUAGCAGAAAGUAGGAAUUUCUUUUCCCCCACAUGCCAUUUAGCUUAUAGCUUGUGGCCUGUUCAGUGUUGUUUGUUUGUUUUUCUAGAAAGUUUUUAAGACAUAAUUAUACUAACUUCUUUUACUGAGACUGAUACUUGACAUAGAAAGUUUUGUUUAAUUCAGGGCCAUUUGUUUUAAGUCUAAGGUUAAAUGAUCAUCGAUACAUCAAUGAUACCUGACAUUGUUAUGACAAGAAACGGAAAGAAAUAAAUGAAAACAAAACAUU
Messenger RNA from Ruditapes philippinarum (Manila clam), 4049 nucleotides. Its product is annotated as cap-specific mRNA (nucleoside-2'-O-)-methyltransferase 2-like. Bases 102 to 2867 code for a protein of 921 amino acids. Gene Ontology annotation, molecular function: methyltransferase cap1 activity. The record is from RefSeq and is a predicted model, not a curated record. NCBI's taxonomy places the organism in Eukaryota, Metazoa, Mollusca, Bivalvia, Venerida, Veneridae. Gene Ontology annotation, cellular component: nucleus; cytoplasm. The transcript is spliced from 13 exons. Gene Ontology annotation, biological process: 7-methylguanosine mRNA capping.